This is a messenger RNA of Nipponia nippon (crested ibis), 792 nucleotides long. RefSeq names its product transmembrane protein 81 (gene TMEM81). The record is from RefSeq and is a predicted model, not a curated record. NCBI's taxonomy places the organism in Eukaryota, Metazoa, Chordata, Aves, Pelecaniformes, Threskiornithidae.
AUGAAGACCUUGGGGAACAGCCACGUCCUUGGGAUAUUACUUUGUGUUUUCUAUCUACCCUUGGUAGUUGCCUUUGAAAAAGUCACCAUCCCAGCAGAGCUGAAGUCGGCUGUAGCGAGAGUCGCAGUCAACGCCACAUCCUGCAGCGUCACCUGUGGGCCGGGCUUCAAAGUGGAGGAGAUGUGCGAGAUCACGCCCGCCGGGGAGAGGAGGAACUGUACCGUGCGCCGGUCCGACUGCCUGACCAGCUGGGCUUGUGGCUUAAUCCACUUCACCGUCCCUGUGGGCAAGCCCUUCCAGUUCAGCUGCCUGAACUCGGACGCAGUUGGCUUUGCUAACCGAACCUAUAGCUAUAUGUGGAGGCUUGCCCAAGGCCUUAUCACCACAAACGAUGCACUGUUCAAACCGUUCCAAAACCCCGAUUCUGUCAUCAGAUUUUCCCCUACCAGGGAGUCUGAUGCAGGGACUUACCGAUGUGACGUGCAGAUGUUGAAGACAUUCCGAGUCAUCAAGAGGGCCUACUUUGGGGUCAGAGUGAUCCAAAAUGACUUAGUGGAUCUGGACUUCCAAAAAUUCUUGACGUGGGAACAGAAGCUAGCAGCAAACGAGGAGGAAGGAAACACAGAAGACAGCACCCAUGAAGAAGUGCAAGAGCAGCAGCACUUUUGGCAAGGAGAAUUGUUUUAUGAAUGCUUGAUAGGAGUUGGAAGUGGAGUGGUAGGGGGUGUCUUGGUGAGCAUGGCUCUCUACUUCUUGCAGAAGAUUAUGGGAAGGAGAGCUGCGGAGAAAUGA